This is a messenger RNA of Poecile atricapillus (Black-capped chickadee), 10717 nucleotides long. RefSeq names its product sortilin related receptor 1 (gene SORL1). The coding region runs from base 1 to 6567 and encodes 2188 amino acids. The record is from RefSeq and is a predicted model, not a curated record. Gene Ontology annotation, cellular component: Golgi apparatus; membrane. Gene Ontology annotation, molecular function: protein binding. Gene Ontology annotation, biological process: post-Golgi vesicle-mediated transport; protein retention in Golgi apparatus; protein targeting to lysosome. The transcript is spliced from 48 exons. Lineage: Eukaryota; Metazoa; Chordata; Aves; Passeriformes; Paridae.
AUGGCGACACGGAGCUCUGGCGGGGCCGGCCGUGCCGCCCCGCUCCCCCGCCGGCUGCUGCCGCUGCUGCUGCUGCUGCUGCCGGCGGCCGCGGGCUCCCGCUCGCCGCUGCUGCUGCUCCGAGCCCCGCCGGCCCCCGCCGCCCCCGCCGAGCCCCCGCGGGGCCGCCGAGCCGCGCCGCGCCCGCCCGAGCCCAUCCAGGUGUACGGACAGGUCAGCCUCAAUGAUUCCCACAAUCAGAUGGUCGUUCACUGGGCAGGAGAGAAGAGCAACGUGAUUGUGGCCUUGGCCAGGGACAGCCUGUCCUUGCUGGGUCCCAAAAACAGCGAUGUUUAUGUGUCCUAUGACUAUGGGAAGAGUUUUAAGAAGAUUUCAGAGAAGUUCAGCUUUGAUGGGGGGAACAGCAGCGAGGUGGCCAUCGCCCAGUUCUACCACAGCCCGGCUGACAACAAGAGGUAUAUCUUUGUGGAUGCCUUCGCCCCGUACCUCUGGAUCACCACCGACUUCUGCAACACCAUCCAAGGCUUCUCCAUCCCCUUCAGAGCAGCAGAUCUCCUUCUGCACAGCAGGAACCCCAACCUCCUCCUGGGCUUCGACAGGUCUCACCCUAAAAAACAGCUCUGGAAAUCAGAUGACUUUGGCCAGACCUGGAUAAUGAUUCAGGAACACGUGAAGUCUUUUUCUUGGGGGGUUGAGCCCUACGACAAACCCACCAUGGUGUACAUCGAGCGGCACGAGCCCUCGGGGGCCUCGACGGUCAUCCGCAGCACAGACUUCUUCCAGAGCCGGGAAAACAAGGACAUAAUCCUGGAAGAUGUUGAAGACUUCCAGCUCAGGGACAAAUACAUGUUUGCAACCAAGUCUGUGCGUUUGCUCGGCAGCUCACAGCCACCCUCGGUCCAGCUCUGGGUCUCCUUCAACCGCAAGCCCAUGCGGGUGGCACAGUUCGUUACCAAGCAUCCAAUUAAGGAAUAUUACAUUGCUGAUGCCUCGGAGGACCAGGUGUUUGUGUGUGUCAGCCACGACAACAACCGCACCAACCUCUACAUCUCGGAGGCAGAGGGCCUGAAGUUCUCCCUGUCUCUGGAAAACGUGCUCUACUACAGCCCAGGGGGAGCUGGCAGCGACACCUUGGUCAGGUACUUUGCCAACGAGCCCUUCGCGGAUUUCCACCGCGUGGAGGGCGUGCGGGGCGUCUACAUCGCCACGCUGAUCAACGGCUCCUUCAGCGAGGAGAACAUGCGCUCCGUCAUCACCUUCGACAAGGGUGGCACCUGGGAGCUGCUGCAGCCCCCUGCACAGACCCGAUACGGGGAGCACAUCGACUGCCAGUUGUCCCAGGGCUGCUCUCUCCACCUGGCCCAGCGCCUGAGCCAGCUGCUGAAUUUCCAGCUGCGCAGGAUGCCCAUUCUCUCCAAGGAGUCGGCGCCAGGACUGAUCAUUGCCACUGGCUCCAUUGGCAAGAACAUGGCAAGGAAAACCAAUGUUUAUGUCUCGAGCAGUGCUGGAGCAAGGUGGAGAGAGGCACUGUCUGGACCCCACUACUACACCUGGGGUGACCACGGUGGAAUUCUGGUGGCCAUCGCCCAGGGCACCGAGACCGACCAGCUCAAGUACAGCACAAACGAAGGGGAAACCUGGAAAGUCUUCACGUUCUCGGAGAAGCCGGUGUUUGUGUACGGCCUCCUGACGGAGCCCGGAGAGAAGAGCACCAUAUUCACCAUCUUUGGCUCCUACAAGGAGAAUGGCCACAGCUGGCUGAUCCUGCAGAUCAACACCACCGACGUGCUGGGGGUCCCUUGCACAGAGAACGACUACAAGCUGUGGUCACCCUCGGACGAGCGAGGCAAUGAAUGUUUGCUGGGGCAUAAAACCGUUUUCAAAAGGAGGACUCCUCAUGCAACCUGCUUCAAUGGGGAAGAUUUUGACAGGCCUGUCAUGGUCUCCAACUGCUCUUGUACAAGGGAGGACUUUGAAUGUGAUUUUGGCUUCAAACUGAGCGAUGACUUGUCCUUAGAAGUUUGUGUCCCUGACCCUGAGUUUGCUGGGAAGCCCUAUGACCCACCAGUCCCUUGCCCUGUUGGCUCAACCUACAAGAAGACUCGAGGCUACAGGAAGAUCUCUGGGGACACUUGCACGGGUGGAGACAUCGAGUCGCGGCUGGAGGGGGAGCUGGUGCCGUGCCCGCUGGCGGAGGAGAACGAGUUCAUUCUCUACGCCACCCGCUACUCCAUCCACCGCUACGACCUGGCCUCGGGAGUCAGCGAGGAGCUGCCCCUGGCCGGGCUCAGGGGGGCUGUGGCCCUGGAUUUUGACUACGAGCACAACUGCCUGUACUGGGCUGAUGUCACUCUGGACAUCAUCCAGCGUCUCUGUCUCAAUGGCAGCUCUGGGCAGGAAAUAAUCAUAAGCACUGGGUUGGAAACAGUGGAAGCUUUGGCUUUUGAACCUAUCAGCCAGCUGCUCUACUGGGUCAACGCUGGGAUUCCCAAAAUCGAGGUUGCCAAUCCAGAUGGAGACCUGAGACUCACCGUCCUCAACUCCUCGAUACUGGAGCGACCCAGAGCCCUGGCUCUGGUUCCCAAAGAUGGGUUGAUGUUCUGGACAGACUGGGGGGACUCCAGGGCUGGCAUCUACAGAAGUGACAUGGACGGGUCGCUGGCCGGCUGCAUCGUCUCGGAGGGCGUGCGGUGGCCAAACGGCAUUUCCGUGGAUGACCACUGGAUCUACUGGACCGAAGCCUACAUGGACAGGAUCGAGAGGGUUGAUUUCAAUGGGAUGCAGAGAUCUGUGAUCCUGGACAGCCUCCCUCACCCCUAUGCCAUUGCUGUGUUUAAGAAUGAAAUCUACUGGAACGACUGGUCACAGCUGAGUAUCUUCAGAGCAUCCAAAAACAGCGGCUCCAGGAUGGAGAUCUUGGUCGGCCGACUGAACGGGAUCAUGGAUAUGAAAAUCUUUUACAGAGGAAAGACAACAGGGCAGAACGCCUGCAUCACCCGGCCCUGCAGCCUGCUCUGCCUGCCCAGGUCCAACAACGGCCGCAGCUGCAAGUGCCCCGAGGGGGUGGCCAGCACCGUGCUGCCCAGCGGGGAGCUCAGCUGUGACUGUCCCCACGGCUACACCAUGAGGAACAACACCUGCAGGAAGGAAGAGAACACGUGCCUGCCCAACCAGUACAGGUGCUCCAACGGGAACUGCAUCAACAGCAUCUGGCAGUGUGACAACGACAACGACUGCGGGGACAUGAGCGACGAGAAGAACUGCCCAACCACCGUGUGCGACACCGAGACCCAGUUCCGCUGCCAGGGCUCGGGGACCUGCAUCCCUCUGUCCUACAAAUGUGACCUGGAGGAUGACUGUGGGGACAACAGCGAUGAAAGUCACUGUGAGGCUCACCAGUGCAGGAAUGAUGAGUUCAGCUGCAGCUCGGGGAUGUGCAUCCGUCUGUCCUGGAUGUGUGAUGGGGAUAACGACUGCAGGGACUGGUCUGACGAAGCAAACUGCACUGUUUAUCACACCUGUGAGGCCUCCAGCUUCCAGUGCCACAACGGCCACUGCAUCCCGCAGCGCUGGGCGUGUGACGGUGACGCCGACUGCCAGGACGGCUCUGACGAGGACCCUGCCAACUGUGAGAAAAAGUGCAACGGCUUCCAGUGCCCCAAUGGCACCUGCAUCCCCACCAGCAAACACUGCGAUGGCAUCAACGACUGCUCUGACGCCUCUGACGAGCAGCACUGCGAGCCCCUGUGCACCCGCUACAUGGAUUUCGUGUGCAAGAACCGGCAGCAGUGCUUGUUCCACUCCAUGGUGUGCGACGGCAUCAUCCAGUGCCGCGACGGCUCUGACGAAGAUGCCGGCUAUGCCGGGUGCUCCCAGGACCCCGAGUUCCACCGGACCUGUGACCAGUUCAGCUUCCAGUGCCAGAAUGGCGUGUGCAUCAGCCUGGUGUGGAAGUGUGAUGGGAUGGAUGACUGCGGCGAUUACUCUGACGAAGCAAACUGUGAAAACCCAACAGAAGCCCCGAACUGCUCCCGGUACUACCAGUUCCAGUGUGGGAAUGGGCACUGCAUCCCCAACCGCUGGAAGUGCGACGAGGAGAACGACUGUGGGGACUGGUCUGAUGAGAGGGACUGCGAGGGAUCUCCAGUUCAUCCCAUUACCACGCUGAUCCCCCCGACGUGCCUGCCCAACCAUUUCCGCUGCAACAGCGGCGCCUGCAUCAUGAACAGCUGGGUGUGUGACGGCUACAGGGACUGCACUGACGGCUCUGACGAAGAGGCCUGUCCCACCUCAAGACCCAACGUGACAGCCACGUCCCCAGUGCUGCCAGGGCGCUGCAGCCGCUUCGAGUUCGAGUGCCAGCAGCUGCACAAGUGCAUUCCCAACUGGAAGAGGUGUGAUGGAGUGAGGGACUGCCAGGAUGGCACGGACGAGAGGAACUGCCCCACUCAGAGCAGCCUGUUGUGCCCCAGUGGUUUCAGAUGUGAGGAUGGGGAGGCCUGCAUCAUGCAGACAGAGCGCUGUGAUGGAUACCUGGACUGCUCAGACAGCAGCGAUGAGAGGAACUGCACAGAUGAUACAAUGGUGUACAAAGUCCAGAACCUGCAGUGGACGGCUGAUUUCUCUGGUGAUGUCACCCUGACAUGGGCUCGGCCAAAAAGGAUGUCCUCGACCUCCUGUGUCUACAACAUCUACUACAGGAUGGUCGGUGAGAGCAUCUGGAAGAUCUUGGAGACCCACAGCAACAAAACCAACAGCGUUUUGAAGGUCCUCAAGCCCGACUGCUCCUACCAGGUGAAGGUGCAGGUGCAGUGUCUGAGCCGGGUCUACAACACCAACGACUUCAUCACGCUGCGGGCGCCCGAAGGACUGCCAGAUGCUCCCCUCAACCUUCAGCUGUCUCUGAAGAAAGAAGAGGAGGGUGUGGUGAUGGGCUGGUGGAGUCCCCCCGUGAACGCCCACGGCCUCAUCCGGGAAUUCAUCGUGGAAUACAGCAGCAGUGGAUCCAAGGAGUGGUCAUCCCUCAGAACCAACAAGAACUACACUGAGAUCAAGAACUUACAGGUCAACACUCUCUACACAGUCAGAGUUGCUGCAGUGACCAGCAGAGGGGUGGGAAACUGGAGCGAAUCCAAAUCCAUAACCACCGUCAAAGGCAAAGUCAUUCCUCCCCCUGUCAUCCACAUUGAGAGCUACAGCGAGGACUCCGUAAGUUUCAGCCUAAAAAUGACCACGAAUAUCAAGGUCAGUGGCUACGUGGUCAACAUCUACUGGACAUUUGAUACCCACAGGCAGGAAAAAAGGACUUUGGUCAUAGAAGGAGAAAAGUCCAUCCAGAAAGUGGCCAAUUUGACAGCACACACCCCCUAUGAAAUUUCUGCUUGGGCUAAGACGGAGCUGGGUGACAGCCCUCUGUCUUUUGUGCAUGUGGUGACCAGUGGCACAAGGCCUGCGUCCCCAAGCCUCAAGGCCAAGGCCAUCAACCAGACGGCCGUGGAAUGCAGCUGGACCGGCCCCAGGAAUGUGGUCUACGGCAUCUUCUACGCCACGUCCUUCCUGGAGCUGUACAGGAGCCCCCACAACAGCACCACCAGCGCCCACAACAUCACGGUGCUGGUGCAGCGGGACGAGCAGUACCUGUUCCUGGUGCGGGUGAUGUCUCCCUACCAGGGGCCCCCCUCUGACUACGUGGUGGUGAAGAUGAUCCCGGACAACCGGCUGCCCCCGCGGCACCUGCACUCCGUGCACACCGGCAAGACGUUCGCCGUCAUCAAGUGGGAAUCGCCCUACGACUCACCCGACCAGGAUAUGCUCUAUGCUGUGGCAGUUAGAGAUUUGGUGAGGAAAACAGAUAAAAUCUACAAAGUGAAAAGCAGGAACAGCACGGUGGAGUACACCAUAAAGAAGCUGGAGCCAGGAGGGAAAUACCACGUGAUUGUCCAGCUGGGAAACAUGAGCAAGGAAUCCAGCAUGAAAAUCAACACAGUCCCCCUGUCUGCACCAGAUGCCUUAAAAAUCAUCACUGAAAACGACCAUAUUCUGCUUUUCUGGAAGAGUUUGGCGUUGAAGGAAAGCAAUUUCAAUGAAAGCCGGGGCUACGAGAUUCACAUGUUUGACAGCUUGAUGAACAUCACAGCCUACCUGGGCAACACCACAGACAACUUCUUCAAGGUGUCCAACCUGAAGAUAGGCCACAACUACUCGUUCAGCGUGCAGGCCCGCUGCCUGUACGGGGGGCAGAUGUGUGGGGAGCCGGCCACGCUUCUCUACGAUGAGCUGGGAACGGGUAAAGACUCCUCUGCCGCCAAAUCCGGCCGAGGCACGGACGUGGCUGCCAUCGUGGUGCCCGUGCUGUUCCUGCUGCUGGUGACCCUGGGCAUUGGUUUUGUGCUGCUCUACAUGAGGCACAGGAGGCUCCAGAACAGCUUCACUGCCUUCGCCAACAGCCACUACAGCUCCCGCCUGGGCUCGGCCAUCUUCUCCUCGGGGGAUGAUCUGGGAGAUGAGGAUGAUGAAGCCCCAAUGAUAACUGGAUUUUCAGAUGACGUCCCCAUGGUCAUCGCCUGAAGCGCAUUUCCGACUGUACAAAACCAAAUGGUGUAAAUAUUUUAUUUGAUAAAAAUAGUUGAUUGUUUAUUUUAAAAAUGCACUUUGAGUUGCAAUACGUUAUUUUUAUAUGGGCCAAAAAAAAGAAAAAAAUAAUAAUAAUUUUAAGAAUACACUUUGUAGUAAUCAACUGUGAAUUGCAGACUAGGUUGGUUGAGUAACAAAUUGCUUUGAUUUAACAUUAAUUUAGUCUUACAAGGCUAUGCUUGCUGGGCAUGCUUUUAAGUCUGUGAGAUACUUUCCGUUGACUAAAUUGGCUACUCAUUUUAUUUUUCUAAGACAAGAAUAAAUUUAUUUAAAAAAAAAAAUAAAAAUUCAGGAGAUUAUAUAUGUAGAGAGAGAUAAUAUAGUCCCUGAAGGUUUUGCUUUUACUUUAGGACUAAAAAAAAAAAAAAAAAAAAAACCAACAAAAAAAAUUCCUUUGGACUUUGUUUUAUAUGAAAGUAUUUUUGUUGUGUUAAUUUAUUGGGAAAUCUGCUGUGGAACAGAUUUCCAGAGUCGUCAGACAUUGUACACAUUCUCGUGUAGAACAUGUGCCACUUUAUCGUGCAAGGCAGUCCUAUCUUGGCAUCCCCAUCAUUGUCCUUGCCAUGAUAAUAAAACCCCUCAUUUUCACAGUUUUUCUCCCUUUUAAAAGACUCAAUCUUUGAGUGAUCUUAAGGCACAGCAGCACAUUUUUUUAGGGGUGAGUUUUAACUUCCUGCUGCUGUGGGAAGUCAAAAAUAUCCCCACACUGAGAUGUGCUGCCCAAACCCCUCCUGCUGCUGCCCCUGCCCAUCACACAGGGCUUAAUUAAUCUGUUUAAUUAAUCUGGAGCUCACCACCUCCAUGUCACUGAAACAAAAAAUUGCCACUUGCACCUUAAAACUCAUGUCCCAGGUAUUUUUUGGAUACCUCUCCUCCGUGGAGCUUCCCUCAGACACCAGCACGGUGGAGGGAUGGAAGGGGGAGCCUCCAGUGUGUGCAAAUCCAGAUUUUCCACACUCACACGGAGAGAUAAUUACUGAAAAUUUAAAUUAAUUUAGCCCACAGCAGGGAUCUGAUGCUCCCUCAUCGGAAUUUCCAAAAAAGCAGCUGUAGUUUUACCUACAGCUUUAGAAAUAAUAUAAAUACACACACACACAUAGAUGUUAUUUUCUCAUCUCACAUUCCCAGCAGACACAAUACUGGCUGCAGAGCCAAAUGCAAAAAGUCUGCUUGCCACUGUUUGGAGCUUUGAUUUUGUGACAGCAAAACAUGAAUUUCACCAAAAAAAAAAAAAAAAAAGUGAACCUCACCACUACCUGCCAAGCCAGGAGCACGACAGGAGAGGAUGUUCAGGGCUUUCCCCUGGCCGUGCUCGAUAUAUGCAAAACUUCUCACCAGGAAAUACAGCACACUGUCUUGUCACACUGUUUUUGUGAAAAACAAAGGUAUUUUUGCUGUGUAAAUUAAGUUAUAAUUGCAGUCUUCCUACAGAUGAAACGAGAGAGGCCAACUAUGUUUUGAUACGCGACUGAUCCGUUUAAUUUCGCAAUAGAAAAAUGUAUAAAAAAAAAAAAAAGUUGAAGUCUGGAUGGUUUGAUACUCUAGAGAAAUACUGACUCUAUUUUCAACUACUGGUGUUAGCAUUCCCAGUGACAGAUUCCCCCCUCCCAAGCUGGGACCAAACUAGAAUCAGAUUUUUAUAAGUAGCAGCAAGCUCGCAGAGUUGCAAUAUUUUUACCUUGUCAGUGGAUCAGGUGCUGUUCAGGAGUUGAAAUUUUGAGUAAAAUCAACCCACACAGCUCAAUUUGCCUGGAGUUACAGCUACACAGAGAGACCAGACUCUGACCCAGAGGCUAAACCAGUCUCAAAAACAUAAAUCAAAAGAUUCUAUGCAGGAGAGGAAGCCUAAAAACAGAGAUAAAGAGUAUUCAACCCUUUCUUUAGAAAGUAAUUUUUUUAACACAGAUGACUAAAAGCUACGAUGUAGCAUCCCAAAAUCUGGUGCCUCUCUAGUGGGGGUUAGGGGUGGUUAAAUUCUGAUAUUUUACUCCCCCAGGGUAAAUCCUGCUGCAGUAAAAGGAGCAGAAUUUAGAGUCCAGCCCAUCUCUGUGUAGCCAGAUGCCAAGGCAGACCCUUGUAACCAAUUUAAAUCCUGCAGAAACCCCUUGGCUGGAGAUUUCCAAGCAUCACCCAGGGGACAGGUCACUCCUGGCCUCUCUGAACGGCUCCUGGCUUGGGGACACUCAUGCAGAGCAAAGCAUUUUGUACCCAAAACCCAACACUCCUGGUUCACUCCCAAACGCAGCGUGGGCAGAGCAGAGCCCUCUGUGGAGUCACCCCUGCGUGCCCAGGGGUUUGGGGACACUGCAAAGCCCUUGUGGGGACAGCACUGGCACUCAGAGCUGUCCCCAGCCCUCCCCUUCACUGCAAAAAUCACCACUGUGCUCUCAGCAAAGCAACUUUCACAGGGCUAGUGUAUUUUAUAUAUAGAAAUAGAGAAGUCUGGGCUCCAGGUGGGGAGUAAUCGAUGCAGUUCUGGGGUAAAUUGUAUAUUUUUAUGAACUUUUGAAGCACGGAAUCUUGUUCACGGAGACAUACAGGGGGUGGGAGGGUUCUGCUGUAAAUAUGGUAGGUGGAUGUGGAUGUAUAUUUUGUUCUGGUUUCAUUUCAGUAGCCUUAUGUGAUGUGACAUGACUUGCUACCCUAAUUUUCGGGAGGUGAUCUGGGUUUGCUUUAUAGGAACCCAGCAAAAUGUUUGGAUCUGUAUGGAAAACAAAACAAAACAAAAAGGGUAUGGAAAAUACCCUGGCUAGGAGGAACUUCCACCAGUUAAUUUGUGUUUGCACCCAUUUCAGAUGCCCAUGGGUACUCUCAAGUCCAUUUGAACAAAAGACUAAGGUCAAACACGAAAAUCUGUUGAGAUUUUGGCCAUGAGGCUUCUUUUGCUUUGGCUCAGUCUUUUUGUGAGGUUUUCUUUUUUUGAGCUGGGGGUUUGGUUUUUACAAGGAAGGACAAGGAGGUACCAUUUCCCAGGCUGGCGACCUAUUAAAGGUUAAAAAAAGGCUCUUUUCAGUCUGAAUAAACCCCAUCUCUGGGUUGCCAGCCCUGUAAAACUCCCUGAACCCAGCAAGAGCAGAGCCCAGGCAGGAAGCAGCUGGAGCAGGAGCUUCCAGCCCCUCUGGGGUUUGGCUGGGGUUUUCCUGUACCCCAGGAAAACUGCAAGAGGAUUUCAGAGAGGGGUGAAAUGCGGGCUGAAAAGCCCUGCAGGUAUUUCAUGUGCAGGAGAGCUGCGAGGUCAGGCCUGGCUCACCCUGCCCUGGCUUGUUCCAGCUGCUCCAGCGUUAGGAGACAGCUGCAGGCUCAGCCCUGGGAAAAGCCUCUUUUCCUUGGAGCCAGAGCAGGUCAGGGAGAUGUUUGGGAGCUCAGAGCCAGCAGGAAGGGGAGAGCAGAGAGGCAGAGAUGGCUGCCAGCAUCCACACCUUGUGGCCAAAGGGGAUUUGUGUUUGAUGGCCACCUUGGUGGUCACCACGUUAUUUCACUCCUCCUGUUUCCAGAGUCACUGAAACCUCACCUUCCCCACCAGGGAACCCCCACCUGAGCCAAGGAAAGUCUCCCUGAGCAGAAUUCUCAUUCCUGGCAGGGCAGAGCUCAGUGUGAGCAUCUCCACGCUUAGAACCAGAGUAUAUUGAAAGGCAAACUUCACCUACUCGCUGAUGGAAAAGUAAAAUGUCAUUUUUUUCUGCAAAAAAAGAACCUUUUCUGAAACAGCUUUCAAGUCUCCUUCAAAUGGACUUGAGAAGGGAAAUGGUGCAAUAACUCAGCUACUCAUGGACCCCAAGAGCAUCUUCAUCCCUGGAAAUAGCUGUAACAUUAUGAUUAACCCUUCCAAACUUGCAUCAGUCCACAAGCAGCCAGCCUCUAAUAGAGGUAGUGUCACCUUUUAAUCAGGUUCUUUAAGUGAAGUUUAAUGUUACAUUAUUUGAAUUGCUACUCUGUGUCCUUUAUUGGUUUGUUUGUUUGUUCUGUUUGUUUUCAUUCACUGAUUUCUGCUAUAUAUUAUUGCACAAUUUUGAAGGAAUUUUUGUCCAUUUUUUUUCCCCCCCCCCACUUAAUGAUAAUAAUAAAAAUGGAUUGGGUAAACAAA